GUGCGCUCAAACACAGCUGUACUUGUUCAAUCACACGCACUCCUGUCAGAUCGAGGGCACUGUAACAACUCAGCUUGUUCCUGAGGAAAUAUUUAACACAUUUAUUAACAGUUAGACUAUAUUAUAGAUGCACGACUUCACGUUGGUGAUCUCUGAAAACUGACUUUAUUAUUGACCCCCGCCCGUGCUGCUCGGACGUUGCGCACUGACCAUCAGAGACGCAAUAACUUUACACAGUUGUUCGUUUCUGAGGAGCUGAGGCAGUGAUGGAGUCCACGCGGUGCUUCUGUGCUUUAAUUUUCACGCUGAUGUUUUCUGUUCAUUAUUCCCAGGGCAUGGAGAUGAACAUGGAUAUUUCACCAGACAAACUGCUUGUACUUACCGUUGCCACACAAGAGACUGAUGGUUUUCUGCGAUUUAUGCAGUCAGCCAACUACUUUAACUACACUGUGAAGGUGCUGGGAAUGGGGGAGACUUGGAAGGGAGGAGAUGUCGGUCAUUCCAUUGGUGGUGGUCAGAAGGUUCGCUUACUGAAGGAAGCCAUGGAGUCUCUAGCUGAUCAAGAGGACAUGGUGAUUCUUUCUGUGGACAGUUAUGAUCUCAUUUUUGCUGGUGGACCUCAGGAGAUUUUAAGAAAGUUCCAGCAGUCCAAUCAUAAGGUGGUGUUUUCUGCAGAUGGUAUUAUCUGGCCAGAUUCACGACUUACAGAGAAGUACCCACCAGUUCGCAAUGGGAAACGCUUUCUUAACUCUGGAGGCUUUAUUGGCUAUGCACCAUAUAUAAACAAGAUUGUAAACCAGUGGGACCUUCAUGACAACGAUGACGAUCAGCUGUUUUACACAAAGAUCUACGUGGACCCACUUAAGAGGGAAAAGCUCAAUAUGACCUUGGACCACAAGUGUGAGAUGUUCCUAAAUUUAAACGGUGCAGUGGAUGAAGUUCUACUGAAAUUUGGGACGGAGCGAGUGCGAGUGAGGAACACAGUCUACAACAGCCUGCCAGCUGUAAUACACGGAAAUGUGAACACCAAGAUAUACUUGAAUUAUUUGUCUAACUACAUCCCCAAUGUGUGGAACUAUGAGCAAGGCUGUACCAGCUGUGACCAUGACGUGGUGGAUUUGUCUCAGCUUGAAAUGUUUCCACGGGUGACUGUUGGUGUAUAUAUUGAGCAGCCGACCCCAUUCCUGCCAGAAUUCCUACAGAGACUCCUGACUCUAGAUUAUCCCAAAGAUAAACUGGAUGUCUUUGUUCAUAACAGUGAGGUUUACCACGAGAAGCACAUACAGAAAUUCUGGGAUGAGAACAAGGAUGUAUUCCGCAGCUUUAAGGUUGUUGGACCCGAAGAAAACAUAAGUCAAGGAGAAGCGCGGAACAUGGGCAUGGAUUUGUGCAGAAAGGAUCUUUCAUGUGACUAUUACUUCAGUAUCGAUGCAGAUGUUAUGAUCACCAACCGACAGACCCUUAAACUUCUCAUCGAGCAAAACAGAAAAAUAAUCGGACCGCUUGUCACUCGUCAUGGAAAACUGUGGUCCAAUUUUUGGGGAGCCCUGAGCCUGGAUGGUUAUUAUGCGAGAUCAGAGGACUACAUCGAUAUUGUGCAGGGAAAGCGUGUCGGUGUGUGGAAUAUCCCCUUCAUGGCCCAUAUCUACCUGAUUAAGGGCCAAACUCUGAGGACUGAGCUGAACGAAAAGAAUGUGUUUGUCUUGGAGAGGUUGGACCCUGACAUGGCCAUGUGCAGGAAUGCCAGAGAGUUGACAGUACACAGAGAAAGAGAAUCUCCUUCUCCGGAAUCAUUCCAUAUGCUAAGAGCACCAAAGGGAGUUUUCAUGUACAUUACAAAUCGGCACGAGUUCGGAAGGCUUAUUUCCACAGCCAACUAUAACACAUCUCAUUAUAACAAUGACUUGUGGCAAAUAUUUGAAAAUCCACUGGACUGGAGAGAAAAAUACAUCCACGCCAACUACACACGGAUUUUUACCGAAAACCACUUGGAGCAGCCAUGCCCAGAUGUUUUCUGGUUCCCCGUGUUGACGGAGAAAGCCUGCGAUGAGUUGGUGGAGGAGAUGGAAAACUUUGGAUCAUGGUCUGGUGGAAAACACAAGGACCAGCGGAUCACUGGAGGCUAUGAGAGUGUGCCGACGGACGACAUACAUAUGAAACAGAUUGAUUUUGAGAAUGAGUGGCUGCACUUUAUCAGGGAAUUCAUCUCCCCUGUGAGUCUCAAGGUCUUCUCUGGCUAUUACACCAAGGCCUUUGCCAUUAUGAAUUUUGUGGUGAAGUAUACUCCAGAAAGACAAGCCUAUCUGAGACCACAUCAUGAUUCAUCAACAUUUACUAUUAAUGUAGCUCUGAACAACAAAGGGAUGGACUUCCAGGGUGGAGGAUGUCGAUUUCACAGAUAUAACUGUUCCAUAGAGUCUCCUAGAAAAGGCUGGAGUUUUAUGCAUCCGGGUAGACUCACACACCUCCACGAAGGACUACCUACCACCAGUGGCACGCGCUACAUUGCAGUGUCCUUCAUAGAUCCAUAGGCAUCCACUCACCCUGCUGAAAACCCAUCCUUAACCAGCAUGAGGUGGUUAGCUGGUCUGCCUGCCUGGCCAGUUUGACUGUUUUGCUGGUCUUUGAGGAAAUUUUAGGUGCUAAGGAUUGCUGACCAGAUAAACCAGCUUUAAAAAUCCAGAACCGGCAAGCCACCUCCAACUGGUUUAAUCUUUUUUCUACACUAGGAAUUUACAAAUCUUGUUUGUGUAUUGUCAUCUGUUUGGUUGCGUUCUUGGUUUUUAUGUUUCGUGUGACUGUCGUGUGGUCUUUAAAAACAUUACUACUGUCGAGAGAAAUGGAAAAAAUGCUGAUUAAAAGAAGUUUAUUGAAGGUCACUGUACACAUACACACACUCAGACAGACAUACAAACCUUGGUGAGAGAUUUGACUGUAAUUUUACUGUAACUUUGGCCACACAUUUAAACUGGUUUGGGGUGUUUAGUGUUCACACUCAUUCAUAAUUGCUGCCUUCAAGUCCUCCUAGGAAGUUCCCACAUAUAAAUUCGGAAAUGAUUAUGACAUGAUGUGCAUUCAAGUAAUUUCAGUUGGAAAUAAAGCAGAUGUUUACAGCCUGACUAACAAGAUGAGUGCUAGCACAACAAAAUAAAGAUCAAUGUUAUUUAACAUCUUCUGCUACCAAAGAUAAUAACAGAAAGCAUAAUUUGUUAUGCACCUUGACACCUCAGAUGUUGGAUGACUGAUGCAACAUUUGGCGCAAAUCUCAAAAAUACAAUCAUUCUGACGUAACUUGAAGGUAACAAUAAUUUUACUUUUAGCCACCACACCCCCUGAAAAGUGAAAGGGCAUAGUUUAAUUGGAUGAAUUCAGGUUUAUUUUCGGUUGGUAUGAAGGACCUCUUUGUUAAUGUACUGUAAAAAUAAAUAUGUAUAUGAAGUUGUUAGUGGCGAUGCAAUAACAUGCUUUCAACUGCAGUGCCUGAUCAUAUGUUUACAAAAAUAACAUCAUUGCUAGAGUUACAUGAAUUUUCCAGCAACAAUGAAGUAUGGAUAUUUUGUCAAAGAGUUUGACCAACUUCAACAAAGAUAUAUACAAAAAGCAUUUGUAAUUUUUGUAUAUUUGCACAACAAGGAAGUACAGGAAUUAAAAUAAAUCCUGUUUGGGUUUUUUUAGACAAAUUCUUGUUGAAGUGUUUUAUUGUAAAAUACAAAGUAAAUGUAUUUUAAACUGAGAAUAAUGUUAAAUGUUUUAUAUGUGUCAUCCAGGUCAAUCUCUUAAAUUAUUUUUAAAUCUGGAAAAUAAUAAAAGAUGUUUUGAAAGA
This is a messenger RNA of Paramisgurnus dabryanus, 3823 nucleotides long. RefSeq names its product procollagen-lysine, 2-oxoglutarate 5-dioxygenase 2 (gene plod2). Lineage: Eukaryota; Metazoa; Chordata; Actinopteri; Cypriniformes; Cobitidae. The record is from RefSeq and is a predicted model, not a curated record. Gene Ontology annotation, biological process: peptidyl-lysine hydroxylation. Gene Ontology annotation, cellular component: endoplasmic reticulum. Gene Ontology annotation, molecular function: procollagen-lysine 5-dioxygenase activity; L-ascorbic acid binding; iron ion binding.